Messenger RNA from Anopheles moucheti, 3742 nucleotides. RefSeq names its product protein argonaute-3. Gene Ontology annotation, cellular component: P granule. Gene Ontology annotation, molecular function: protein binding; piRNA binding. The record is from RefSeq and is a predicted model, not a curated record. The transcript has 4 exons. Lineage: Eukaryota; Metazoa; Arthropoda; Insecta; Diptera; Culicidae. The coding region runs from base 116 to 2893 and encodes 925 amino acids. Gene Ontology annotation, biological process: regulatory ncRNA-mediated gene silencing.
CUUCAGGAUAACGCCAUUUUCUAAUUGUUCUUUAGUGGAUAAAAACAGUAUGACUUAGUGCUCUCAUCUUGCCUUAUUUUACAUAGGUUUGGAUAGUUCUACUUACAAAAGCAAGAUGAGUAAGCGGAUGAACUUUUUGCGCUCGAUCAUCGAUGCCUCAUCAAGCAGUUCGGUUGAUGGAUCGAACGAUAACUCAGCGAAUCGCGAUAGUGGAUAUAGAACGGGGCAAUCGUCCCUGGAAGAUCAGCAUACCCCGCAGCUACCAGCAGUUGGCUUAGGACGCGGCCGUGCCCUUGCACUUGCCGCUCUUCUGGAACCACCGAAACCCACCGAUGGAAGUUUGCCUUUGGUUUCAGCCAUGCCAAAUUUGGCCAUCGGAGGCCGUGGACGAUUUUUACAGAAGCUGUUGAACAAAAAGCUACCGUCUGAUGAACCGGGUCUAAGCAAAACUUCGGAAUCCGGUGGAGUUUCAUGUAGUUCGUCUGAGGUAGGUUCGGGUGCUAUGCAGGAAACAUUGAAUAAGUUCGCUCGAGCAGCACCCCUGCAAGUCUCAGAGAAGGUGGACACGUUUGUACUGCGCGAAGAGCAAGAGCCAAAAGAGUAUGUCAGGCGUACCGGAACGAGUGGGACACAAGUGCAAAUUAUGACCAACUUUAUGGAGCUGAAAUGUGAAGAAAAUCGAGGAGUGUUUCUUUACACGGUCGAUUUUGAACCGAACAUUGACUCGAAACGGGCGCGUCAACAAUGUGUGGACAGUCAUCGAAAUAUCUUCGGCAAGGCGUACACAUUCGACGGACGUAUACUGUUGCUUCCGAAGGCACUGCCUCAGGAGAAAACAGUAAUGACGACAAAAACUCCAACGGAUGAAACGCCUGUGAAGAUGAUGGUGAUAUUCCGAGUGAAGCAAAAAAUGCACCAAAACGUAAUGAUAUAUAACAAAAUAUUCCGGCGCAUCAUGCACAUUCUGCAGCUGUCCGAAAUGGGACGCAAGCACUAUGAUCCCACGCAGUCACGCAUCGUCCCUCAACACAAACUGGAAAUUUGGCCGGGAUUCGUAACGGCGGUAGACGAGUACGACGGAGGCUUGAUGUUAAAUCUCGACGUCACGCAUCGUGUUUUGAUGCAAACGACGGUGUACACACACAUCAAAACAAUCGCACAGUGCCGAGACGCACAGUUUCAGGACAACGUGUUGAAGUCACUGCUCGGAUCGGUCGUUCUAACGCGUUACAAUAAGAAAACGUACCGAAUCGAUGACAUUUUGUUUGAUUUGAACCCACUGUGCACUUUCCGUUAUGGUGAUUGCGACAUCACGUAUGUUGAGUACUAUAAAAAACAAUAUGGAAUUGAGAUCAAAGACCAUCAGCAGCCACUGCUGUUAAAUCGCUCAGAACGGAAGGUUUCAAACAGCGAAAAACCGCUCGAAAUAUCGUUGUGUUUAGUGCCAGAACUGUGCUACCUAACCGGAUUAACCGAUGAAAUGCGCAAAGAUUAUAAGGUAAUGCGUGAUAUUGCCACCUACACCCGCAUCACCCCGAACCAACGCAUGCUGGCGAUGCAAAAAUUUUGCGAGAAUGUCAACAAAAACGACGCAGCACGCAAUCUGCUGGCUUCCUGGGGAUUAGAAUUGCAGACAACCACGCGACCAAUAAUGGGACGCCAGCUGCAGGUGGAAAACAUCACGUCUGGCGGUGGAACUGUAGGUAGUGCCGGUCCCAACGUAGACUUUACUCGUCAAGUUACCAACAAUCCAAUGCUAGAGAUAGUCCACAUCCGGCAGUGGAUGCUUAUGUAUACGCAGCGUGAUGAACGGUCCGCCACGAUGUUUAUGGAUUGCGUAAAGCGUACUAGCAAAUUGCUCGGAAUGGAAAUUGUUCAACCUCAGAUCGAAGUGCUGCCGCAGGACGCAACGCAACUCUACAUUCAGGCACUGCGGACACAUAUGCGUCACGGAACGCAGAUUGUGGUAAUAAUAUGCCCAACGUCGCGCGACGAUCGAUAUGCAGCAAUCAAGCGUGUGCUCUGCACGGAGGUACCGAUUCCAUCCCAAGUCAUAAACGCACGCACACUCGCCAAUGAUAAGCGCAAUCGAUCGAUCGUGCUAAAGAUUUUGCUGCAGAUGAAUUGUAAACUUGGCGGUACGCUCUGGAGCGUCAAUAUACCUUUGAAGGAUACGAUGAUUUGUGGCAUUGACAGCUAUCACGAGGGUACGAAACGCACGAACUCAGUAUCCGCGUUUGUCGGUUCACUGGAUUCCUCCUUCACACACUGGUACUCGCGGGCCACGAUUCAAGAACGCAAAGAAGAACUGCUGAACGGGAUGUGCGUUUCGCUCGAGAAGACGCUGCAGGCCUACCGACGUCGCAAUUGUACGCUCCCGCAGAAGAUAAUAAUUUUUCGCGAUGGCGUGAGUGAUGCGAUGAUGGAUGUCUCCGAGCAGUACGAGAUUCCUCAACUGGAAGCCGCUUGUAAGAAGCUUUCGCCGGAUUACGCGCCAAAGUUCACCUUCAUUGUGGUACAGAAGCGUGUUAUAACGCGUUUGUUUAGUAUGGCUGGAGGAGGCCCCGACGGGCUCGCAAAUGCACCGCCCGGAAGUGUGCUUGACCACACAGUAACGCGGCGACACAAAUACGAUUACUAUCUUGUCGCACAAAACGUACAAAUGGGAACUGUUACUCCGACUCAUUACAUUGUGCUGCGAGACGAUUCACAGUUUUCUCCCGAUGUGCUGCAACGGCUGAGCCACAAGAUGUGCUAUAUGUACUAUAACUGGCCCGGAACCAUUCGCGUUCCCGCCUGCUGUCAGUACGCACAUAAACUGGCUUAUCUCGUUGGACAAUCGGUGAAGCGAAUGCCCGCUGAAUCAUUGAACGACAAACUGUUCUACCUUUAGAUCUUCUCCAAUGGGAUACGCUGCGGUACUUCCACGUGGGACUCAUGAACAUAACCAAAUAUGAGGUAAACAUGAGCAUAACCUUAAUCUGUUGGUUUUUUGAUACACUUAACUUUUUUUUACGUACAAAAUUAGCGAUUAUCUUUAUAUGUUUAUGAUAUUUUGAUACUCUAUAUUUUUUACUGAUUUACUUUUUUGUUCAGAAUAAUGCAAAUAGCAAAUAGAGGCUGAACUUAUUUACACUGAAGUACAAAAGAACAUUAAACAUUCAAUUAAACAAUUGCUGAAAUGUUCGAAAAAUUAUUAGAAUUCAUAACAAUGAAAGGUUGAUGAAAAUCCAUGAUUAUUGUUCUAUCAUCAAUACGUUUGAAAUAAAAGUUAUGUUCGAUUGAAUUUAUUGCUAAGGUUAAAGUAAGGAUCUUAUUUUCAGACUAAUUUAUAAGCCCUAAAUGAAUAAAUUCGAUAGGUUCCGAAGUGAUAUCAUUUGGUCCGAUGAUUAAAUGCACACAUGUGUAGUUAUAGAGUCUUAGCACUGAAUAAGAUCGCCGAAUGAGCGUUUAAAGAAUAGAAUUAUUUAAAUGACACUGCCUGUUUCUAAAACAGCAAAUCGAACAAUGAUCAGCGUAACACGAAUAUCUUUACAUAAUGCUAUUAGAGAGUUAGAACAAAUUUAAAAUUGUUGAGCAAAUUUUAUUUUUCAAAAUUAAAAUUUCUAUAUUCAAAAAUCACUCGUCUAUUAAAUUCUAUACUAAUAAUUAAGUAAAUAAUAAAGUGAACUGCAACUGGAUGAACGAUACGUUGAUAGUGUAUUCAUAGUAAGGAAAAUGAUGAAUUUUGCUAGUGAUAUCA